UUUUUCUUCCCAUCACUGUUUCUAGGAUUCUUGGAGACGAACAGGAAGAGAGGUUCUUUUACUCACAACUUAGAGAGGUUUUUCUCCUUUUUUUUUUGCUAGAAAGAUCACAAGCUAGAGUUGGAAAUGGAUCGUCUUGCAGCUUAGAAACUGUUCAUGGGUUUCCACAGAUUCUUCUUCUUCUUCUUCUUCUUCUUCUUGAGAUGAAUUCGUCCUCCUUGCACCCUCACGGAUUCAUGAACAGGAGCUAGAGUUUUGCUGGAUCGAUCCAUCGAAGAGAGAGGGAGCUGAGCUUAGCGAUGGUGGUGCUGUUUGCAGCAAAUGGAGAUGGAUCCAGGAGGAGCUGCUCGUCCUCGCCCUGUGGAUCAUGAUAGCGAUGAUCGAUGAUCGCAGUACGCUGCCUUGGGAAAUGGAGAUGGUGAUUAUAAGUCCAUGGAUAGAGGAUGAUAGAUUUCCAUAGCCUGGAUAGUACCUAUAGCGGUAACUUGUAGCAAGGGAGAACUGGAAGGGAGGAGAAGAUCAUUCGCUCAUAGCUAGACAGACAUAAGUUCUUCUCUUUCUUUCUUUUUUUCUCUCUCUCUUUUUUUCCUCCUCCUCAGUAGCAGCAGUGAGUGUAGCAGCAGUGAGAGCGAGCAGCGCUUUGUCCAGGCCCAAAUUCAUCGCUGCGACCGUGGGGCAUUCUUGUGUCAUGCUGCGGUCACUUGGUACUCACUCACAGCAUUGACAUCGAUCGAUCGCGCGGAUCACUUCACUUACUGCUACUUCGUUCUUGGUUCUUCUAAGUUCUUCUUCUCCUCUCUUCUUUCUCGCUAUAAGAACUUCUCCUCCUUCAUCCAGUCCAUGGCCGGCGCUCGUCCUUCUCUUUCUCUCUUGGGCAUCGUCCCACCAGUGGAAGCUUCCAAGAUCUUCCACGAGGAGCUUAGUUUGAACAGUGGUAUAUAGUAGCAUAGAGAAUUUUAUAAACUUUGGCGCAGCCAGGAGGAGAAGAGAGCGAGAGAAAGAAUCGCUGGAUGAUCCGGCCGGGAUGAUCAAGAAUUCUGGGUGGUAAGCAAAACAAAGGAGAGAUCUUUGGGUGGUUCUUUCUCUUGGGUUUCAUCGACCAUCACCAUCAUCGAGAGAGAGAGUGAGAGAUAGACAUAUCGAUCGAGGAGUGAGGGAAAGAAAGAGGAUGAAUCCGUCCAGGUUUCCAGCGGCAUUUCCAUUCCAGCAGAUGCUCGAGCUCCACCACCAGCACCAGCAACAGCAGCAGCAGCAGCAGCAAGAAAUUCCUCCACACCAGCACUCCGAGGACGAAGAUAACAGCAGCAGUGGGAACAAGGAGCUAGAACAUCCACACCACCACCACCUCCACCACCAGAUUCACCACCACCACCAGCAACAGCAGCAGCAGCAGCAGCAGCCUCAGCACCAGCAAAGCCCGCAAGCCCAGAAAUCUCCCGGCGGAGGUGGCGGAGGUGGCGGCGGUGGCGGUGCUGGAUCCGGCGGCGAGGUGGUCGCCCCCGUCCGCAAGCCGCGAGGCCGCCCGCCGGGAUCCAAGAACAAGCCCAAGCCGCCCAUCAUCAUCACGCGCGACACGGGCUCCGGGAUGCGCCCCCACGUCCUGGAGAUCGCGCCCAACACCGACAUCGUGGACGCCAUCGCCACCUUCGCCCGCAAGCGCCAGCGCGCGCUGUGCGUCCUCUCGGCGCGUGGCACCGUCUCAAACCUAACGCUCCUCCGCCACUCCCCCGCCUCCUCCGCCGCCUCCGCGCCGCCCUCCUCGCCGCCAUCCUCCUCCGCCGCAUCCACCGGCGCCACUCCCUCCUCCUCCCGCGCCGCCGCCGCCGCCGCCACCUCCACGGUCUCCUUCCAAGGCCGCUUCGAGCUCAUCUCCCUCUCCGGGGCAUUCCUCCAGCAGCAAAUGCCCAGCGCGGGCAUCUUGGGGGCAUAUUCCGGGCUAGCGGUGUCCGUGGCCGGGGGACCGCAAGGACAGGUCCUCGGUGGAAAUGUGGCCGGUCCUCUGGUGUCGGCCUCUCCAGUGAUGGUCAUCGCCGCCUCCUUCGUCGGCCCAGCGUUCGAUCGCCUGCCACUGGACGAUCAAGAUGGCGAGAUUCCGGAAGAACAGCCAGCCGCGGGGGCGGGGGCGGCGGCAAAUCCCAGUCCCAAUUCCACUUCCGGCCAGUUGGGUCUGCCGCAGCACGGGAAUUCGUCGCCCCCAUCGAUCCCGAUCCACCAGCUGAUGAACGAUCCAUUUGGGCUGGCGGCGGCGGCGGCGGCGGCGCACCACCACCACCACCACCACCAGAUCCCGCCGCCGGAAUUGCUGGCUUCUUGGGCGGCCGCCGCUGCCGCUGGAGCUACCAGGCCGCCAAUGUGAUCGCGAUCGCCGCCAAGAGGUUCUUCUCUCUUCUCUCUCUCUCUUUUGCUACUUGGAAAGAACAGUGUUCUUGGUGGAUUGGAUGGAGAAUUGGCCUCUCUCUUGUUCCUCGUCGUGGAGGUGAGAUUUUUCUUUCGUGGGAUGGGAUGAUCGUCGUCAGCAUUUCGAUUGCAUCGAAUUUUUUUUUGGGGUUUGGUCGCGGUGAUUUCUCCACCGCCAAUGCUCAUACGAUUUCUGUCAUAUAGAGGAGAAACAAACAUAUAUGGAGCUCUGGCAAUUCAUUUAUGUAUCAUGCGCAAUGGUUCGUGUUCACGAUCAUCAAAAGAAGCUUUUUUUUUUUGUGUUGAUUUCAAAGUUUUUCCUUCUGCUGUAGAUUCAUGGAGUGAGCGGCGGCAACGCUGGAACAAAACUUUGCGAUGGCACGUUUCCACGACCCGAGUGUGUUUAGUUCGUGUCUCUUCCAGUCCUGCCCAACAAACACAAACAGCAAGCGUGCGUGAUUAAAUCGAAGAAGCAGCCACGCUUUGCUUUGACUGAUCUGAUCGAUGAAACUAAGUAAUAAUAAACUCACCUAGGUAGUCA
Selaginella moellendorffii is the source of this 2938-nucleotide messenger RNA. RefSeq names its product AT-hook motif nuclear-localized protein 21. Lineage: Eukaryota; Viridiplantae; Streptophyta; Lycopodiopsida; Selaginellales; Selaginellaceae. The coding region runs from base 1169 to 2356 and encodes 395 amino acids. The transcript has 2 exons. The record is from RefSeq and is a predicted model, not a curated record. Gene Ontology annotation, cellular component: nucleus. Gene Ontology annotation, molecular function: DNA-binding transcription factor activity; minor groove of adenine-thymine-rich DNA binding.